Oryza brachyantha (malo sina) is the source of this 1862-nucleotide messenger RNA. RefSeq lists its product as uncharacterized. The transcript has 12 exons. The record is from RefSeq and is a predicted model, not a curated record. Bases 174 to 1394 code for a protein of 406 amino acids. Lineage: Eukaryota; Viridiplantae; Streptophyta; Magnoliopsida; Poales; Poaceae.
UUCCCCGUUUCCAAUUCCCAGUGCCCUACCCUAACAAACCGGUAAACCCCCAUCGAAGCCAUCGUCAGCCGGAGUCGCCGGCGGCGAGGCGCAUCCGCCACGCGAUCGCCCGCCGCUUGCCCCUCUCCCCGCGUUCCUUCCUCCCCCCCUCUCUCCUCUCCGCGCCUCAAAGGAUGGCCGCUCCUCCGCACCAGGCAUCCUCUUCCGAGCAGGUGGAGGUCGCCGUAGAGAGAUCACCACACAGCCUCGCCGCUGCGCCCUCGAGGGAUGAGCUGCUGAGUAUGGUGAAAAAACAUUCACAUCUGAUUGGGUGGACAGUUGUUGAUGCCGAAGAUGAUUCAUCAGACGUGGGAAUGGAUGACAAAUUCUGGCUUGAAAUGCUUGAUCUUUUCUUCGUGCGUGGUAGAGUUUCAAAUAGGAGAGAAGAGGAUGACCUUGUCUUCUUUGUUAAUAAUAUGAAAUUGUACGGGAAUGGGUUCAAUGGUAACAUGGAAGAUCCACCUCCUUUUUUCGUCCGAAGAUGGGCUCCUAUGCUUGAAAGGAUCAUCAAUAUAAACUCAGCUGAAGUUGAUUGGGAACGUUCAUUCUAUUUGAAUAUAGUUGCUCACACAUCAUACACUGUUACAGUUGCAAUAUGCAGUAUCAGGGAUCUUCGCAACCGUGUGGAGAAAAGCAAACCAUUAUCACCAAUUUAUAAGGUCACAAAAACUGUAUUUGCAUCCCCAAGCCGUGUAAAUUUUCAUCUUGAUCGAAGGAAGGCUGUAGAAACGACCCCUGCAUACCCCAAUAUUUGUUUUUCAGUCGAUGACUUCGAUGAUACUUUUGAUGCUGUUGUUUUGUCAGAUCCUGAACAUUGCUAUUGUGUGGUUCUCAAUGCACAUGAUGGUGCAGCAUUUCCUGAAGAGACUGAAUUGAAGAACACUAUCUCAAAUGUACCAUCUGGUGUAAAUUCUGGGAGCAACGAAGAAAAACCACCAAAGAGAACUCUCUUUUCAGGCUACGUUAGCUACCAAAAUGUUCGAGAAGCCUAUGAUGCUGGCAGAUCGAAAUUUGGGAGCUUCCUCUCACUUGGCCAUGACCAUACUAAACUUGAUAAACUUUAUAUGAGAGGCCCUGAAGGGCGUGGGGAGGUUGAAGUAGCUGUUUCUGGAAUAGCAGAUCAGAGCCACGAGAGAUUGAAGAAAGAUCCAGGAGAUAGCUUUAGGAUCCUUGUUCAUAGGGCAGCUUCUGCUGCUUCAAAGCUAGCGAAGCAUGCCUACGAGGCUGCAUCUACCAACAAGCAAUUUGAUGAUGAACUUCUGCCUCUCAAAUGUUGCUUGAUGUCGGUAUCCCUUCCUUGGGACUACAUUGCGCAUGACCUGCUGCACAAGGAAACGCCUCCAUUGGACCUAUGAUCGACGAUGGUUUCAAACCAACACUGCUUUUGCGGAAGAGUGGUAUGGUUCAGGAGAGGUACUCAACUUAUAGUUGGUCGACCUAUGAGAUACUGGAGCAUUUCGUGGUUGACCAUGAGAAUUUGCGUCGGAAUCCUUCGUGCAUAGGGAAUGCUGUACCAGUUGAAGGGAAGAGGAAUUUUCUUUUCUAGUUGUGUUAGGAAUGAAGGGAAUUCCAGUACUGCGAUGUUUUUUUUGUGCGUGACUGUGGAAAAGUUUAUGGUUAGUUGAGAACAGUUCUGCGAUGUACAUGUGCUUAAAAGAUACAAAACCUAUAGAGUUUUCAUGUGUGUGUACAAUGUUGAAAAUAGUCGACCAUAUAAUGUAAAUAUAAUUUCUUUUGUAGUCAUGAGGAGAAAUACUCACUCUUAUUUUUUUUUUCUGGUUUUAUUCAACUCCAUUAUGUAUUUUUAUUAAGGCCAUACAUAA